Messenger RNA from Penicillium brasilianum, 4034 nucleotides. The record is from the annotation of a GenBank genome assembly. NCBI's taxonomy places the organism in Eukaryota, Fungi, Ascomycota, Eurotiomycetes, Eurotiales, Aspergillaceae.
AAAAGGUGUAUUUUGUGAAAUAAUCCGAGAACUGCGUGUAAUAGGCAUCGGUUGGGGUGUUGUUGAAGGUCCAGGUUGCAUCCUGAACGACGACUUCAUGGCUGACGGCAUCCUUACUCGGAAGAGGGGCAGUUUGCACUUCACUGGAAGUCAAAUGGGUCCACAAGGCCGUGUUUGGACGGAACAGAGUUCGAAGUUCUUGCAAAUUUCGAAGAUAUGGUGUCGUCUCGUUGAAAUAGGACAGCCGGCUAAACAUGUGGAGGCCAGUCUCUCCAUCACGCAAGAACCAGUAUUGCUGGAAUUGCUGACCCGUCGGAGUGUAGGUGUCGGUCAGAAUCAUGCCAGCGUACUUGGUUCCCGUAGAAUCGACUCCUUGCACAACCUCCGUGGAAGGAGUGGUGGCACCCGCGGUGUAGAAACCGGAAGGGAUGCAGUAACAAUCCAAGUACGGACCUAUACCCGUCGAGCCUGAUUGGGGACCCAGUAGAUCCUGGCCGUCGAGGGAAAGAUCGACGAUCUGGCCUGCGCUUCUGCUCAGAACGGCCGCGAGACGAUCAUUGGCGACGGUGAUGGUCGUGUCAUUUUGCGAAACCUGAAGUGCGGCCGAUGCAAGGCUCACUCCAGUGAGGAGAGCAACCAAAACUGUCGCCAUGUUGCCCGACCAAUAUUCACUGUCCCGAAGCAAUUCCUUCUUGUUUGCCCACGUAGACAGAGUGAACGAAAGCCCGACAUCUCGAAGAAGUGCGGUGUGCUUUAUGUCUAGUAUAACACCGGGUCCUGAUACGCCGAACGGCCAGGUUCCAGAAAGCUAAGGCGCUUGAUCGAAGCGUCGGGUCAAAAAUUCACGUAUGUAAAUCCACCAAUCAUUCGUUGCCAAUGGAUCUCAGUGAAUAAACAACAUGGGGGUGGACAAGUCUUGGCAUGCGGGGGUCGGGCUCGUUUAAGGGGUAAUGGAGAUGUUCAUCAGCCAACGAGCAGUUGGACGAGGUCUUGGGACGACCGGCACCGUGGAGAACUACGGUGUACCGAUGACGUUCUCGGCCAUUGUUGACCCGACUUGCGAAGAAAAUUGGGAUUCUGCAUUCUGAAGUCUCAAUUUCGAGAAUAUGUGAAGAGGCUCGUGUGCCGACGUCACACGAAUCUCCAGUGCGAGUUUGCGAGAACUGGAAAGAGGACCGGAUGACUGGAUCAAUUGAUUUGGUAGGGCUUUUGCGGUUGAAUAUCAAUGGGAACAAGAUGAAACAACAAACGAGUGGACAACGAUAUAUACUCUCUUGUGCAACGGUAGACUCUGCCAAGGGAGACGGGGGAAACACGGGCGUUCAUAUAGAUGCCCCAGGCACCGGCUGGCCUCUUCAGGCACCUUCAGGUAUUAUCAGGCACCAACACCCCCACAACCACCUCCGAGAGCGACGGGGGUUACUCCGUACUCAUUCACAAGAGACAGCCCAGCGGGAGACUCCCAACGAACCGCGCUCGCUAUCCUGGAGUGGAGUGUUUCGCAGCUCUUCAGAGGCUGAAUCUAGAGUGGCUCAGCGGACUGGACUCCGCAGGCUUGGUCAUCCGGGAACUAUAUGUGACAUGGUGACCAGGAUAUCACUCCUACGAUGCAUAGUCGGGUUGACCGUGGUCGCCCCGUGCCCGGUGGGGGCUUCAAUUAUCUACGUUGAUGCGAUGAUGUUCUCGGAAUCCAUCCCGCAGCAUCCCGUAGAUCGUCCGGGGUCAGCUCCGAAACUCCCUUUCUCCUUGCCGAGUGGCAUCUACACCUCGGGACGCAGCCAAUCAAAAGCCUUGGCUCAUGAUGAUGAUGGUAAGAUGAGCAUCGAACUCAUGGAACUUGCGAUGAACGGCGCCGAGGGAUAGAGGCGUCCGCGGGGAGCAUCCAAUGACAACUGCAGCAACAACAAGCUCCACGGGGUCAGUACCACAUCCCAUCAACACCCAGUCCACUCCGGUGAAAUUAUCAAGGAAAUGCCCCAUGGGGUACGGGUUGCAAAAGGGUCCACAAAAGGACGCUCCACGACAUAAAAACCCCAGACGAGACCCUCUUGCUCCGUCUGUCUUUUCACCGGAGCAAAGAUCUUUAUUCAGCUUGGCUCUCUUGGUACCUGUCUUCCUAUUGCUUCACAUACCGAGUUUGACAUUUUCAGAGGUCGGAAAUUUGCCGGAACAUUGGAAUCUUGGUUUAUAUCCCCAUACGCCCCCUAUUUUUCCUGGAUCGAAAGCCAUGACAGGAGCCACUUUGGGUCAGACUAUCAAGGCCACCAACUCGGAGACUUCGGUUCAUCUCGAGGAUGUGCCCCCAAGCCCCCCGAUCAAUAUGUUAGAGGAUAGCGGCCCCCCCAUUCGUUCGCUUCAGGAUCCUCGGAAUUGGCCUCAGUGGAAGAAAAAUGCUCAGAUUCUCAUGGUUGCCUUCCAUUCAUGCGUGUCAACAUUCAUGGCGGCGGGAAUCAUCCCAGCCUAUGACAUAUUCGCCGAGCAAUACGGGGUUACAGUACCCGAUGCAAGCUAUCUCACUUCAUUCCAGAUUCUACUUCUAGGUCUUGCCCCCCUUCUUUGGAAUCCGGUCACUGCCAUCUACGGCCGCUAUCAUAUCAGCAUGUUUUCAGUCUUGGGCAGUAUGGUCUGCAAUAUUGGCGGCGCCAGAUGUACGACCUAUGGAGGCCAAAUGGCCACUCGGGUUCUGACUGCGUUCUUGAUUUCUCCUCCUAUCGGAAACGGUAGUGGUGUCGUCACUGAUCUGUGUGAACCUGAGAAACGCGCGCAGAAGCUGGGAUGGUGGACUUUGAUGACUACCAUUGGAACACCAUUGGGACCUUUCCUCAUGGGUUUCGUUACUAAACACCUUGGUGUCCAAUGGAUCUUCUGGAUUUUCGCCAUCAUCAACUUCUGCCAGUUCGUUGUGUACGUCGCUCUCGGCGACGAAACAAUCUACAAUCCCGAAAACGAACGUAAGACGUCGGGGUUCUUCGGAAAGCUCAUGCCCCGCAAGAUAAUCUCACACUCAUUGAGCCCGCGAGAUUUUGUGGCUCCAUUUUCCCUGGCCAUGACUCCACGUGUCUUGAUUGCGGCCUGUGCUCAUGCAAUUACGUUCUGCUAUGGCAAUAUUGCCAUGAUCGUGGAGAUGCCCAUUGCCUUUGGAGAAAAGUUCCACUUCGAUGCGCAACAGAUCGGUCUGCAGUUCAUCGCAAUCAUUGUCGGAUGUGUCCUCGGUGAACAGGUCAGUGGGCCAAUUUGUGACUGGUUCUUGAAGCGUGUCCGCCAGUCACGAGGCUAUUCGUGUCCUGCCGAUCGCCUCUGGUUGUCUUAUAUCGCCUUUGGCACCAUCAUUGCUGGUCUGCUGACCUGGGGAUUCCAACUUCAACACGCUAUAACUUGGAAUGUCACGCCGUGUGUGGGUGCUGCCAUUGCUAGCUUUGGCAACCAAAUGCAGACCACAAUUUUGACCACAUUCGCCGUGGAGAGUAAGAAGGAGCGCUCUGCUGAAGUUGGCGUGUUCGUCAAUGUCUGUCGACAGAUUUAUGGAUUUAUCGGACCUUUCUAUCUCCCACAUAUGUUUACAGCAUUAGGAUUUGGUGGCGCAGCCGGAGUCAUGGUGGCUAUUGUUGGCGGAUGUGCGAUGAUUCCGAUCAUUGCUGUUCAAUUUGUGACAACUCAAUCUGCCAAGCACUAGAGACCUGCUUUGAAAUUCUAAUAAACCGAGUGACCGUGGGGUCAGGCUGAAGUUACAACUUUGUUUACCCUAACAGAAGAGCGUUUUUUUUUUGAUUAUUUCCCCAUUGUGAUAAUACUUUCGCAUAGGUUGACGUGCCAUAAGAAGUCUGUGUUACUGCUCAGGUUUUUCAUAUGUCGGAAACUCAGCGGCUCGGAGGACACUAAUCAUAACAUCACUAGAAAAGAUUACUAGGAACACUGUUCAACCAUGACAUGUCUUGGAAAUCUGGAAACUCAAAUCCAUCCAUCAUAGCUGCAUGAAUUCCUUCUCCGAAAGGCAAUUCAUUCAUGUUAUGACCAACGUUGGAGCCAAGAUCAUG